GCCCUGCACUGCUCCCACAGGCUUUUCCCAGCUGGUCGGAGGCGAUGGAGCCUGUGCCGGGCGGCUGGAGGUGCGUCAGGGCCGGGCGUGGGUCGGUGUCUGUGCGGAUCAGGUGGACAUGAAGGUGGCGCAGGUGGUGUGCAGGGAGCUGGGCUGCGGCGAGGUGAUCGGCAUCGCCGGCAGUGGCCGUUUUGGGGCGGUGUCGGGAUCGCUGUGGGACGGGGGCUUCCAGUGCCAUGGCACCGAGCCCCUGCUCAGUGCCUGUGCCCGGCGUCCGCGCCACGACGAGGCCUGCCCCGGCCCUGGCAGCGUCAUCUGCUCGUCCUACACGGGCUUCCGAGUGGCGAACGGCAGCUCGGGCUGCUCCGGGCGAGUGGAGGUGGCGGUGAGGGGCACGUGGGGCUCCGUGUGCGCCAGCGAGUGGGAGCUGCCCGAUGCGCACGUCCUGUGCCGGCAGCUGGGCUGCGGCCGCGCCCUCAGCGUGGCCCCGGGAGGCUCCUUCGGCAGCGGGGAGGGGCCGCUGCGGCCGGACGCCUUCGGCUGCAGCGGGAGCGAGCGGCACCCGGGCGAGUGCCCCGUGGCCGUGCUGGGGAAGCUGCCCUGUGCCCCCGGAAACGCCGCUGCUGUCAACUGCUCAGGUGGGUAUGGGGACCUGUGUGAGGAG
Messenger RNA from Passer montanus (Eurasian tree sparrow), 664 nucleotides. RefSeq names its product scavenger receptor cysteine-rich type 1 protein M130-like. NCBI's taxonomy places the organism in Eukaryota, Metazoa, Chordata, Aves, Passeriformes, Passeridae. The transcript has 2 exons. The annotation marks the transcript as partial. The record is from RefSeq and is a predicted model, not a curated record. Gene Ontology annotation, cellular component: membrane.